AGCGGUGCGUGUAUAGGAGUGAGAUUUCAGAAUGGCGACUGUCUUUACUUAGGAGAGUACUUAUUCCCGCCCAGAAAUUGUGUAAUUAACGUGUGUCUUUGAAAAGUUCCAUGUGUUUUUCGUUGCGUAUUCGCUAAAAAUGAUUAUAGAGAAUCCGGAUCAAUUCAAGGCGUGGCUCACCGCCGUGUUGGAGCCGCUUUGCGAUGCAGAUCCUGCUGCAUUAGCAAAAUAUGUAUACGCUCUUGUUAAGAAGGACAAAACAUUAGAAGAAUUGAGAGGUGGAAUGGUUGAACAACUUGAUGUAUUUUUGCAACACGAAACAAAGAACUUUGUGGAAUUACUAUUUAAAACAUUGGAAACUCAAGAAUACACGCUUCCACCUGCAAAAAAUGAUCCAGAUAGUGGUGGGACACCUCCAGGUGUAAAUCCACCAGCACCUGGUUUAGCAACAGAAAAGAUAGUCGAAGCUACAAUUCCUGUUACUACUGUCAAUACAAAUCCCCCUGUUCCCCUCCAAAUAAAUGGAUCGGCGCCUAUGGCAAUAGGUAAACGUGAAACUAGAAAGUCAGACUCUGAUAAAAUUGACAAAGAAAAGGAGAAACGUUCGCGAAGUCGGAGUGGUCGUAUGCGAUCCAGAACAAGAUCGCGUUCACGUUCGUGGGAGAGAGACAGACGUAGGUCUAGGAGCAGAGAACAUAUUCGUCGCGAUCGAGAACGCGACAGGAGUCGACCGUGGAGAAACGAGUCACCACCAAAUACAAGACGGCACGAUAGAAGACGAAGCAGAAGUCGCAGUACAUCCCCGAUACGACCGAGGAUACGAGAUGGUCCUGAAAAUCGUGACCACAGGGCGCGAUUUAGAAACAGGUCUCCGACACCGUUACGAUCGAGAUCAAGAUCGCUAGAUCGUAAGAAGAUAGAUCGAUCCGAUAGGAUGGAUAUAGACAGAUCGGAAAGAAUCGAAGGGAGUCCUGGUGGUGGAACUCCAACACAGGAUAGUAAUCAUGGAGAUGUAGACAUGAGGUUGUCUACUACUAGUCAGUCAAUUCAAAGCGUCGUCGCUGUUGUUUCUAGUGUACCAAAUAACCAACCAGGGUUCCAAACGAAGAGAAGAUGCAGAGACUUUGACGAAAAAGGCUACUGCAUGAGAGGCGAUUUGUGCCCUUACGAUCAUGGUACAGAUCCAGUUGUAUUAGAAGAUGUAGCUUUAAGUCGCGUUCUGACCUUCGGACCGCAUAGUGCGCAAGCACCAGGAACUGUACCUGUAUCGGCGGUACCAGAACCGCCUCAAGGACCUAAUGGAAAUGCCCCACCUCAACACCUUCCUCUUGCAAGUUUACCUCCUCCCCACUUGAGAAAUCAACAUCACUCUAACAUGGACGCAUUCGCAGAAUAUAACCCGGACGCGCCAAGCAUGGAGCCUCGAAUGCCAUGGGGAAGGCAUCCCCCGCCGGGACCUGGAAUUUAUGGGCGGGGUCAAAGGGAACUAAUCAGCGUGCCAGUUAUUCCCCACACGAAUUCGUCCGAAAUAACUCACCCUCAAACGAAUCCGUUGAAACGUAAACAAGCAUUUGAUUUCAACCGUCUCGGACCAAAACAACGAGUAGUACACAAUCCAGCUAAUUGUUCUUUGGAACUGAAAAAGGUCCCCCGUAGCUUGAACAACAUAACCCAAUUGAAUAAUCACUUCUCGAAAUUUGGUAAAAUUGUAAAUAUCCAAGUUAAUUUCGGCGGAGAUCCCGAAGGAGCGUUGGUUACCUUCCAGCUACCAACCGAAGCGAAAGCUGCGUAUAGAAGUACAGAGGCUGUGUUGAAUAAUAGAUUUAUCAAAGUGUUUUGGCAUAACAAUAUUAAUAAUAACGCUGCUGGUGGCGCUAUUGAAAAUGUACCACCAGGAUGUCGACCUUCCGUGAAAGAACGAUUGGGUGCUGCCGUACCAGCGCCAACUAAAACUGAUGAAAACGAAUACAUCCCCACUCGUCGUUCAACCGAAGAACAAGUCACGCAAAGUUUGGUUCCAACAUCGCCAAAAGCGACCGCCACUGUUCCAACCCGGGAGGACAAAGUUCUUGCAAUAAAAAAGACACAAGAGAUACUAGCAGCUAAAGAAACCUUAAAAAAGAAACAGGAGGAGAAACGUAAGGAGGCAUUAAAGUUAACCGCCGACUUGCGCAAGAGAAAACAAGAACUACUGGAUAAGCAUCUGAUAGAAAUUCGAGCAUUGAUCGACAAAGCCGAGAAAAAUCCCGAACAAAAAGAUGCACUUAUGACUACGAUAAAGACUAUGCAGCAAUCUAUUGACAACUUACGCAAGGAUCUGGCUGUUAAUGGUCAAAUCGGUGUAAAUAAGACGCAAGCCAAGUCGAGAGAACAAACCCAAAAGGAGAUCUUAGACGCUGAGUUAGAUUUAAUGACUGCACAACAAGAGGGACAGGAUGCCGGAGAGUUGCAAAAGAGAUUAAACGAGUUACGAGCUCAAGCUGCCGCGUUAGGUUUAAACGCAGGCCCACCUGUCGGUAGAGGUACAAGAUCUAGUAGAAUUAUACGAGGCACCCAUGCACUAUCUUAUAGGGGUCGCGGUAGAGGAAGUUUUACUCAUGUUUCGGUAGAUCACAGACCGACGAGUCUUCUAGUCUCUGGUUACGAAACCGAAGAAAAGGCUGAAGUUUUAGCGCAUUUUCAACAAUUUGGAGAAAUUGUGAAUCAAAUAGUAGACGAUGCAACGCCUUCAAUUGUAAUCAAUUUCAAAUCAAGAAAAGAAGCGGAGGUGGCUUUUGCAAAGGGACGCACAUUUCAGGAUAGAUUAUUGUCUAUAACAUGGGUUUCCGGGCAUCAUUUACACCGCGGCGGUGGUGGUAGUAAUACGAACGCAACUGUACAACUUUCUUCGCGUUCCGAACAAGCACCACCUACCACCGAUGAAGAAAUUGAUUUAGAAGCCAACGCAAAAGCACUACUACUCGAAGAGAACGAAGAAGAAGAGGAUGAAGAUGGUGAAUCGCGUAGCUGGCGGCGAUAGCAGCGUCAGCGUUACUCGUGACAAAAAACUUGGUACCAGCUACAAUGACUGUGUGAUGAUCUGGGCAAAUCAAUAUAUGCUCAGCACCUGCGCCACUGCUGCACCGUUAUUUGAUGCAUCAAAUGCCAUGAUUUUCACGAAAGAGUCAGGUUACGAGCUCAUACACGUUAUCAUGAGUGUUACACUAUUUGUUAAUAUUAUUAAAUAUAUGCGUGUACGCGUUAUAACGGUAUAAAAAGUAUAUACCGUGCCGAGUUGCGCGUUGCAAAAUAGAAAACUGAUAUGCAAGUUUCCAACAACAACAACAACAACAACAAGAAAAAAAAACUAACCAAAUUUAUCCCAUUAUUUGUAGAAUAAAAUCGCUAUGUUUUGUAUGGGAAACAUCUUAUUCUGAAUUCAAAGUCCUUUUUCUUUCGUGUGUAAAACUGUGAAAUGUCUCUUGUUAUUACUUUCGAGAUAUAUCUAUAACAGUAGACAGACUUUUAGAAUAAGUAGAUACUUAUAAUUUUCAGAAAUUUUACAAUCGAAAGUGAGGAAACUAUAUUUAUAACUUGUAAGAUACAAAUACAAUUUAUUAUAUAAUUACCACAUAAGAUAUAGCGUAUAACGCUUCGAAGUAGUGUAAUUUGAUUUUUCUUUUUUACUUUCACUUAAUGUACUAUUUAAAGAUUGUUCCUGUAAUGAUGUACAGUGUAAUGUAUAAUUGUCAUGAUUUCCUUUUAUCAAAU
This is a messenger RNA of Hylaeus volcanicus, 3750 nucleotides long. It is a transcript of the gene swm, whose product is annotated as RNA-binding protein 26. Gene Ontology annotation, cellular component: nucleus. Gene Ontology annotation, molecular function: RNA binding; metal ion binding. The transcript has 10 exons. Gene Ontology annotation, biological process: mRNA processing. Lineage: Eukaryota; Metazoa; Arthropoda; Insecta; Hymenoptera; Colletidae. The coding region runs from base 140 to 3019 and encodes 959 amino acids. The record is from RefSeq and is a predicted model, not a curated record.